UUGGAAACAUCACAUGAAAUGUAGAAUAUCCAGAAUGGAUACAGGCACUAGUACUUCAACUUCAAAGAAACAGAAACCUGUUGCAAAUGGCAAACUAUUGUUGCCAAAGAAAGCGGAGACAGAUGUGAAUGAUAACAUUUUGUUAAAAAUGAGAAAUGAUGAAGUAAAGUCUGUAAUUCUGAAAGAUACUACACUACUUAACUUUGCAUGUAGGAUGUAUGAACAAGAUGGACAUCUGCAACACCGUCACCAGUAUUUAGCACAGAGGCUAAGAGAGUUAGGUAGGAUGUUAUUGGCUAUACAAGAGAAAAGUCCAUCUGUUGACACUAUUGAGAAGUGUUUGGAUCCUUCAAACUGGGAGGAAGUUAUUGUUGCUGUAAGAUCUGUAGCUGGCUUUAACUCCAAAACAAACCAAUACACAAUACCUACCCUUCCAUUACGAGUGGGACAGAGUCUGGUAAAAUGUGCAAAACUCUUGAAAACCAAAAGCAUUGUGAUCAGCAAUGAAGAAUUGCGCAAGAAAAUGGAAGGGUUUGUCGAACUGUACGAAAGUGAAUGGGGAGUGAGAAUUGCAGCAAAAUGCCACAACACCCUGCAUGUGGCAAAGUUUAACAAACCACAGCUUCUUCCUGUUACCAAAGAUGUGCAGAAACUACACAACUACUUAAAGCAGGAAUCUGAGAAGCUCCGCAAGGAUUGUCAGAUUGAUGAUUACAGGAGAUUUGCAGAGAUCUGUUUAGCCCAAAUCAUCUUAUUCAACAGAAAAAGAAGUGGGGAAGCAGAAAGAAUCCAUAUCAAGGAUUUCCAAGGUUUACUAAUUGACACCCAAGUAGAUGAAGAUAUUUACAGCUCUUUGACACAACUGGAAAAGGAAAUAAUCAAGUCACACAAGAGGAUAGAAAUUGUCGGGAAGAGAGGAAGUAAGGUUCCUGUGAUUCUGACUGAUGACAUGAUACAGAACCUGAACUGUCUUCUUAAGAUAAGAGAAGGAAUGAGUAUUUCUUCAGACUUCCUGUUUGGGAAAUGCAAUUCACAGUUCCCCAUUAGAGGGUCGGAUGCAUUAAGAAACCUUGCAGUCGAAAGUGGAGCAUCAAAUCCAUCAUUACUCACUUCCACCAAACUAAGGAAACAACUGGCAACAGUUUCGCAACUGUUGGGGUUAAAUGAGCAUGGACAGGAUGCCCUCGCAAAGUUCAUGGGUCAUGACAUUAGGGUUCAUAGAAGUUACUAUGAACUUCCAGAGAACACUAUGCAGUUGGCAAGGAUGUCCCGAGUCCUGCAUGCUGUCAAUGAAGGAAAAGCAAAAAAAGUUCAAAAUCUGGAUAACAUCAUUGUUACUGAAGAAGAUGUCAUGAUGGAUGAGGACGAUUCCGACUCGGAUGAAGAUCCGGAUCAAUUUGUCAAGGAUGACGACAAACAAGCUGCAGGCAGAUGUCAGCAACGUAAAAAUGUGAACAGGAAUCAAUUAAAAAAAAAAGGUCCACAGAGUUGGUCUGUUGCAGAACAACAGGCUGUGUUACGGCAUCUAGGAAAACUGAUUCUUUCUGGGAAACUUCCUGGAAAACUUGUUUGUGAAGACGUGAUAAAAAAGGAAGCCAUCCUUCACAGAAGACCAUGGCAGCAAAUAAAACAUUUUAUCAGAAACAAAAUAACCAGCAAAACCAGGAAAAACAACCCUGUGUUAUUACCAUUCUCUUGAAGUCUCAAUCUGAGAGCACUUUUUGUGCGAGGACAAAUGACCGGUGUUUUAUUCUUACAUGUACAUUGAUUCAACUCAUUUUCAGUUAGCCUAUUUGCCUAUUGCAUCACCCCAGUGUCAGCAUUGCAAAGUUAAAGUUUUGCUGCGCGUAAUUAUCCCCUUGUGACGAAUGUCAGAGGGGAUAUGGGGAUGUUACUUUAAGGAUGUAACUAAUUAUAUAAGUAAUGCCCCUUGUCAGUGCUUUAGCAGCUUCAUUCCUUGAGGGAUUUAGAUCAAAUUUCACACAAUAUAAGGAAUGUAAUAUCUCGGACAAAGUACGAGUUUCAGGGUUGCAAGGUCAAGGUCUCUUGCUAUUUUUAGAACAAUUUUUUUGAAAAUCUUUGUCAUCACUUUAGCAUCUUUAUUCCUUGAGGUUUUUUUUAUCAAACUUCACACAUUUAUAAAGGACUAUAAUAUCUAAGACGAGUUCAAGUUUUUGGGUUGUAGUGUAAAGGCCGUCUGUCUGAAAUAUUGUGUCAAGUAGAUUUAAAAAAGUGCUGAAGCUGUAUUUCUCAAAACAGGGUAACAACAUCCUUAUGAUAUGAAGUUGUGCCCUUUUGCUUUUCGUAAAAUUUUGCCAAUACUUGCUAGAGUUACGUCCCUUUUUUCUCCGAAAUAUUGUCAAGUAGAUCUAUGAAAGUACUGAAGUGACAUUUCUCAAAUUUGGCAUACAGCAUCAUUAUGAUAUAAAGUUGUACCCUUUUGCUUUCUGUAAAGUUUCGCCAUAACUUUAGAAUGCAUGUGACAUCACAUAAUGAAUGAUCAGUAAUCAAUCGAGGAUGGGUGGGAACGCUUGUAUUGCAAAGGGUGAUGAAGUGGAGGAAUAGGGGGUAUAAUUUAGCCAUUGGCUUACAGUUCUAGUUCAAAUAUUUUUAGAAAAUCUGUGUCAGCACUCUAGCAGCUUCAUUGUUAAGGGAUUUGGAUCAGACUUCACACACUAAUUAAGGACCACAAUAUCUUAGCGAUAUUUUGUUGCACAUCAGUCAAUGUUGAACUGCAAAGGGAUUUGUAUCGUUUGUGAUGCCUUGUUAUAUAACAAAAUGCUCUUGUAUAUCAAUAAAUAUGUGUACUAGGA
Pecten maximus is the source of this 2813-nucleotide messenger RNA. RefSeq lists its product as uncharacterized. The record is from RefSeq and is a predicted model, not a curated record. The transcript has 4 exons. NCBI's taxonomy places the organism in Eukaryota, Metazoa, Mollusca, Bivalvia, Pectinida, Pectinidae. Bases 14 to 1699 code for a protein of 561 amino acids.